CACGCGCACCAAAACCAAAACCAUGUCUUCACCCCGGGCUGUCAUCUCCGUCAUUGGCUCCCUCAACGUCGACCUCGUGACCCGCACAGCACGCGUACCCGUCGGCGGCGAAACCCUCACAACCGAGUCUUUCGACAUUGGCUUCGGCGGGAAAGGCGCUAACCAGGCUGUAGCAUGUGCACGUCUAUCCAGGACGCAGCAACAAGCUCAGAAUGGCGGAGAGGGGGAUGUCGAGGUGCGCAUGGUCGGUGCAGUAGGGGAUGAUGAGUUUCACGAGGGUUUCUUGAAGAGUCUGCAAAAAGAUGGGCUGAAUACGGACAGGGUGCAGAUCUUGAAGGGUAAGAAGAUGGGGGUUGCAGUCAUCAUUGUGGAAACGGGGACGGGGGAGAAUCGGAUUAUGUUGUGUCCGGGGGCGAACGGAGAUGUACAGGUUGAGGAUCUUGUGGACGGAGAUGCGACUGUAGCAUUGUUUCAGCUGGAACUGCCGCUGGAUGUGGUUCUGCACAACAUGAAAACAGCGCGUCAGAAAGGUGUGGAAACUAUCAUCAAUCCCGCACCCGCCAUCCCACUACCGGAGGAAGCCUACCAAGGACUAGAUCAUCUGAUCGUCAACGAAACCGAGGCUGCGAUCCUUUCUGGAAUCGAAAAUCCUCCGUCGUGGGAUGAAGUAGCUGCUGUUUUCGUGGCUCGGGGAGUGCAAAACGUCAUCAUCACUCUCGGUGGGGAAGGUGUUUUCUAUAAGACAUCAAAGCAGCAGUCCAGUGGGGAGCCCGGUCGUAUCGUUCCUGCACGUAAGGUCAAGGUGGUCGACACGACAGCAGCAGGUGACACUUUCACAGGUGCUUACACUGUGGCCGUAGCACGCUGGAAGGUGAUGUCUCAGGAGGCGGAUUUUGAUCUCGAUGCGGCGAUUGCACAUGCAAAUCGAGCAGCGUCACUGACAGUGCAGAAGGCGGGUGCGCAGUCGAGUAUUCCGUGGGCGGACGAGGUGCCGGAAGCAUAACAGUCCAGAGGGGUGGACAAUAAGACACCAGUACCUAAGGCGUUAAUAGCAUGAGAUGCCUUUUGGAGACCGCACUCAACAUAAUUAGCACAAACAUUUGACAAACCUCUGUUUGGUCGCGACCCCGAAAUCCUCAACAACUGUUCAUCUUGAACCUUGGUUAACUUUGCACAAUCGCAACCAGAGAGAUUUCACACGUCUAUCUACCAAUGAGUGACUUUGGUUUGGUCUUUCGAUUUUUGAAGUAGGUCUUAGGAUUCUACUGUUUGUUUGCUUACUGUAUCAAUUCCAUGAGAACCAACGGUUUUUACCAUAAGCGAUCUCCAAGCUUUCAAUCAACAUAUUGAGGCACUCAUGUCGUCCAACCGUUGAACUAUUUCAACGAGUGUUGCGACAACUUGUUCCCGGUUCUCAUUUGUUGGGUUCAUAAUCAUAGUCCAGUG
Messenger RNA from Dothidotthia symphoricarpi CBS 119687, 1446 nucleotides. Its product is annotated as ribokinase-like protein. The transcript has 2 exons. Gene Ontology annotation, molecular function: ribokinase activity. The record is from RefSeq and is a predicted model, not a curated record. Bases 23 to 1003 code for a protein of 326 amino acids. Gene Ontology annotation, biological process: D-ribose metabolic process. NCBI's taxonomy places the organism in Eukaryota, Fungi, Ascomycota, Dothideomycetes, Pleosporales, Dothidotthiaceae.